AUGGGCACCUGCUUCUUCACCAACGCUGCGGGUGGCAGCAGGGCUAAGGUGGAGUACACGUUCGGCUACGAGAGGAACGCCGACGGCAAGCUCCGCAUCUGUCUCCACGACUCCUCCGUGCCUUUUAGUCUGCCUCCCAGCUCUCAGCUUCCAGAACAGGAUGUGAAGAGUGCACAGGCAGCAUGGGCCAAUGCCAUCAAGAGCAUCUCCACGACCUACCUGAAUGGGGGAGACUAUGUUGCAGCUGCUGCCGAAGCGGAUGGCGAGCUUUACGGCUAUGGCCACACGGAUGUGCUCUUCAAACCCACCAAGGCAGCCGAUGCACCGUUUCGACCAACUGCUGUAGAGGCCACGUCCUAUUUUGUUGGGCAUGAAGCAGUCGAGAAGGGCUAUGCUGAGGAUGCUGGCUUUGCGAUCAACGGCGGCAAGGGGUGGUCGAAUGUAGUCUUCGAGAACCACCAAAUCGAUGUCACCGGCAAUACUGCCCUUGCCAUGGGCACCUACUUCUUCACCAGCGCUGCAGAUGGGAGCAAGACCAAAGUUGAGUAUGUGGAGUACACGUUCGGCAACAAGAAGAAUGCAGACGGCAAGGUGCGCAUCUUCCUGCACCACUCCUCGGUGCCAUUCAGCGUGACCCCAACCCCCCCGACUGCGGCGAUCACUGAAGCAGAAGUGAAAUGCGUGCAGGCAGCAUGGGCCAGGGUCAUCACGAGUAUCUCCAUGACUUACUUGGAUGGAGGAGACUGCGUUGCCGCUGCCACCGAAGCAGCCGGGGCGCUCUAUGGCUAUGGCCAUUGCAAUGUUCUCUUCAAGCCCACUAAGGCAGCCGAAGCACAGUUUCGACCGACAGCCGCAGAUGUCGUGUCCUACUUUGUUGGGCACAAGGCGGUCAAGAACGGCUAUGCUGAGGAUGCCGGCUUUGCCAUCAACGGUGGAAAAGGAUGGUUUGACGUGGUUUUCGAAAGCCACAAGGUUGACAUCACUGGCGAUGUUGCCGUUGCCAUGGGCACCUACUUCUUCAGUGUGCUAAUCAUGAUCGGCCUCCUGGCGUAUGCCUCGGCGCACACGGGCCUCUUUGUGAGGUGCAAACAGAUCAUGAGCGGGGUCGUGGCCUUCUUCAAGGCCAUGGUGGGGAGCCUUAGUGGGAAGCUGUCCUUGAACAAGGUGGGCUCGCGAUGGCUCGCAAUUAUCUGCUUUUGCGGGGGAUUGACAAAAGCCGAUGCUACAAGGCACUCCACAUCGCAUCACACUGACAUGCUGCUUUGGCAGGAAGUCGGUGAGGAAUGCCUCUUGUGGGCGUCGCCUUUCUCGGUUGAGGCGACUGCGCAGAGUCCUUGUGAUGAGAAGGAAAACUUCGAGAUUCCGGAGACGGCGGUGGAGGUCGAGACGAGGCUCGCCACCGUUUGUGCGUCGCGGCAGAUGGGGCACAAAGACUCCAAGGGCAAGGUCCAGGGCUUCUUGGGGAAGGACGCGGUCGGCAGCUACACGAUUCUGCACAUGCUGAUGGCGGCUCAACAAGACGACGGAUGGCAAGAAGUUCAGCGGCGCCUUACCUGGAAAAGUCAGGCCAACGGCGCGACCAAGACGCAGAGCUUCUACACGGAGGGACGUUGGCAAGCGCGUGCUCAAGACUGGACGGCCGACAAGCGAAGCACCGUGAUGGUUAAGAACACAUAUGAUUUGUCGGAAAAGAUGGAUGCACACAAGGCGGGCGCAUGGCUGCUGCAAACGGAGGAUGAUGCGAUCGUUGACGAAGCGUUGCGCAUGGUUACCGACCAAGCGGACGGGGGCAUCGCCGUGAUCUACACUGGAGCGGGCAGGGAGUUUCCCACGGAGCUCGAGCGAUGGCAGGCGCAAGCGACCUACGACAGGGUUCCAGGCGUGCUUUCGGGACAAGGUGGGGCCACUCGUGGGGUCAGAUCCAGAUGGGUCUUUCGCAUCGGCAAGGCUCCUCCUGCUCUUGCGGCACGCAUGGAGACUAAGUUGGACUUGAGCAAGCGCGGCCUCAAAGACAAGGCGGACGAUAACACCGUGGUCAUUCGUAUGCGAGCGAGCUGGCAUGUCAGCCCACAGGAAUGGCAAAGCAUCGUGAAAUCCCUUGGCACUUGUGCGAGACGAUGGGCAUCAACGGUUGGUGAUGGUGUCACGCCAUUUGACUUGCACGACACUUGGGGCUGGGAAGUUUGGGGACGCAAACAAGAUGAAGUUCGUGGGUUGAUGAGGGUGCAAAGCGUAAGCGUGGCACAAGCUCUUCUUCAACAGGGAGGACAGAAUGUUGGCGGAGUCACCUUCUUUCCGGAGGCUUUGGCUGCGGAUGGUCGCAUCACUCAAAGUCCCUUUUAUUGGCUGCAAUGGCAUGAUCAGGAGACGUGGGAUGCCUACACUGCCAGGGCUAGGGCUCAGAGCACCAAAGGGCUCUUGCUUGGCGCUCAUGGACUGGGCAUUCGAUGCGAUGAGGGUGACACCAAGGUGAGCACUAAGAAACGCCAAUGGAAGCUUCUUCGAGUUCCAGCAAAAUGCGAUCACACCGUCGUUACUGAGAUCGUCACCAAGCUGGGCUUCGGCAACAUUGAGCUGACUGGGCGCGGGCGCACCUACCGGGGCCAUACCAACUGGUUCUUUCAGGCGUCGCGUGAAGAUGCUCACCAAUAUGUGCAAGUCACCGUGCAGCUUAGCGACGACGAGGACAUGGUGGUCACGGCGGUCCAGGAGCUCAAAGCGAGGUGGGACAACAACCAGCGCUUGAACCUACGUGAUGAGAGACGCAUCAGAUAUAAGGAGACCGACGGUAACGCGGACUACCACGGCGAUAAGCGCGACGGCAAGGACACCCGGACCGGACAUGAGGGCAGGGACAACAACACUACCAACGGCACUGACAUGGACACCAAGGAGUUCAAAGAGGGCGACGCGGACCACGCUACGGACGGCGCGGGCAACAAGCGCGAGGCGGCAGAGGAGGUUCAAGCGAGCGCCAAGAAGGCGCGCACCCCGUGGAAGCCUGCCUUGGGCAAGCGAUUGCCCAAUGCGGGUGGAGGAGAUUGCUUGUGGUACGGCAUUGCGAGAAUCAUGUCUACCGCCAACAAACCACGUUCUCAUCGACAAGUUCGCUUGUGGGUGCACUCCUACAUGCAAGACAACUUUGCCGAGUAUGAAGAUCUCUGGAAGGGAGCAGGCAGUCACGACCAUAUGGGUAAGAUGAACGCCAUCCCGAAUUUUCAGCAGUACCUUGAUGGCUUGGCGCAAGUUGGCACUUAUGCCGGCGCACUUGAGAUACUGGCAUUCGCCAAGCUGGAGGACAAGCGUAUCUGGGUGCAUCAUGAAGAUGGGCGCGUCUUUGAGUUCAACGAGAAGGGCAAAGGGGACGCGCAUGGCUUCUUCUUCUACGGCCGCGGACACUACGAGAUCUAUGAUGACAUUGACGAGUUGGAAUGGAUCAGAGAGCAAAAGCGGCAAGCGAAGGAGGGAGGCCAAAAUGCUUCGCAGCCUCCGCUCCGAGGAGGAGCACGCGGCCUGUCGGAGUUUGCCAGCAGCGCCGGCAGCGUUGUCAGUUCUAGAACUAAGGCUGGGGCGGCGAAGCAAUCAGUACCUCGAGCACCUGUUCUUCGCGGAGGGGCUAAAUGCCUUUCCGACUUCGCCAGUUGCAGCGAGGUGCGGCCAAAACGGGCACUGACGGAGUUUGCUUCUUCCAAGAGGGCUUCUUCUGCAGCUGGCAAGAGGCGCAGAACCACUACGGCAUCGACUAUGCACGAGGUAGAGGGUGCCACGCGUAACCAACCCGCGGCUGUGGAUCAAUGGCUGGCUGAUCAGGAGCACUAUGACGGGAAGCAGGGCAAACCGGUGGCGGUCCUGAACCUCAAGGACCUGACAACCGAUGGCAAGCCCCCGGCUUUUCAAUGGCCGUGCAACAUCUGUCACCAGAUUAUCGGCGGGGCCAGCAGCAGACAACUGACCUGGCGAAGGCGCAACCAUAUCAACUGCAUUCACCCGGAUGUCGAUGCUUCGGAGUUCACCACGAUCAGGCAGUUCCAACAGCGGCCCCAAGUGGUGAAACUUCGUAAGUCCGUGGCGGCUAGGUGGCGAUGCUCAUGGUGUGGCAUGGGCAUCCCGCAAGCCGAGGCAGAAGGCGUUCAUUGGGAUCGUAUCAGCACUUCCGGGCGUGCGCACCUGAGCAAGUGUGAGAAAGCACCGGAAGGGGCAACCAUGAAGCAAAACAGGAUGAAUCUUUGGAAGCAGCAGGGCAUUCACUGCACUGAGCGCCGCUUCAAAGGCAGUUCUACGGGAGACGACGAGCAAAGCGAUGACGUCAAGCAGCAGCUCCGUAGUCAAGGGCAUCAACCUGUUGUGUUUGGGAGCGGCUUCUUGCGACACACUUCGAAGUUCCAUGUCACGUGUCAGAGGUGCACUACUGUCUGGUGGGGUUUCGCGCGCGCGCAGCGCAGCACGGGGCGAUGCCCAGGCAAAGGUCGUCGACAGCAACUUCUUCGGCAUCCUCAGCGACGACAGUUGUGGAAAGGCGCCACCACAAAACUGCGACAAUGUCUCCGUAAGGCUUGGAAGCUAGAUCACGGGGAGGUGCGACGGUUGGGCGGAUGGAGACGCAACCUCCUGGACGACGGCGACAUUGAGUCGAACCCAGGUCCGAGCUCGCGUCAUCAUCACACGCUGAGAUGGGCAUCGUUGAACGUUCAGGGCUUUAACAACGCUUUCUUGGCAUUGGACACGCUUGCUUCGCAGGGAGAUUAUGAUGUAAUCUGCUUUCAGGAAGCCCGGUUAGAUGCUUGGAAGGCCCAGCAGUACAGGAACAAGGCCGCUCGAGGCGGAUUUGUGGCUUGGACGCGAUUGGGCACACAUGCUACCUCUCGCAGGGGAGUGGGUUAUGAACGCUGGGGGCUAAUCACGCUGGUGCGUCAGACGCUGAAGUCCGUGCUAUGCGUCAAUGAAGGGAACCUGGAGGAUGGGGAGCUCUUGGCUGUCCAAGUGGGAGAUACGGUCAUCUUCAACUGUUACAGACCAGCUGAGAGUACCUGCUUCGGAGCACUUCUUCAGCGAGCACGGGGCAGUGCGCUCACGCGCAAUUAUGUGAUGGUUGGUGAUUUCAAUCUCAGCAUCGAGGAUCACGGAGAGUGGGAUGACUUGGGAUUGAUUGCCAGCGGCGUCCAUGAUGGCUCUGAGUAUGUGCCUUCCAGGUGGGACGGCUCCGCUUGCAUCGACUAUGUGUUGUCUCCGCCUGGUAUGCUUCAGGGACCUGUUAGUUACCGGGAAGAUCGACUGUCUGAUCACAAGUGUGUGCAGGGCAAGAUACAAGGCCGAAGUAUGGAUACUCCGCUUGUCUCCUUUGCUCCCACCCUCGAUCUCAGCAAACCGGAGGCUGUCAGCAAGCAGGAGUGGCAACGGGCGGUGCUACGAGCGUGGCAAGACCAAGAACCGACGCCGCCUGCGGGACCUGAAGAAGAGUGGCGAAGCUUCUGCGCUAAGGUCGAGUCUGCUUGUGUGCAGGCUAAGGCCCGAUGGCAGCCAGUUCACAAACCGCCUCACUGCAGAGCCAAGGGCUCUUGGCCCGAGGUGGUGGUGGAGGAGCGCAACACAAAAGUGCAGGACACCUUUCGCCUCAGGCGGCUCAGCAAUGCCACCGGACUCGCCAGAGAGAUCCUGCGUCAGCGGACGAGGAAUCCCCUCAGCGACACUGCAGCGCUGGAGCACAAGUUGAUUCGUAGCUGGCCGACGGGGGUGCCUAGACUUGCAACCUGGCAGGACCGUGUUCGCGACCUUGAAGCGGCUUAUGCCAGAGAGCUCCAGUUGCGCUUGCAAGAGCGCCUACGCAGAUGGAGACGCAGAGUCAGUCAGUGCGGUAAGGCUGCUACCAAUUGGCUUGCGAGAAAGGAUAUAGCCAGGCCUCCGGCUCUUCAGAUUCGAACGGACGACGGGCACAGCAGACUCACUCAGGAUGUCCAGGAGCAACUGCAUGAAGUGAAGGCCUUUUGGAAACGCGUAUGGGAUCGGCCUUUGCCUGACAGGAUGCAGGCUAUUCGUGCUUGGACUGCUCAUGUCAGGCCCAGCGCUGCAUUUGCUAACAACACGGAGCUUGCAGACAUUGUCACCGGGGCGCACUUGCAGAAUGCGGCAGCUCAUCUCGGUGAGGGGUCCGCUGGGCCGGAUGGUUGGAGCGGCAGCGAGCUUCGCCACCUGCCGUUGGAGAUAUAUGAGGAAUACGCCCGCCUGCUUCUUCGAUGGUUUGCACGCGGAGAAUUGCCCAAAAUCCUCUGUGGGGCGAGGCAAAUCCACUUGCCCAAAUGUGAUGUGGACCAGAUCAGCAACUCCAUCCCGGUGGACAAGAUGCGGCCCAUCAGUGUGUUUUCUUGCUUUUGGCGCAUAGUAGGCAGCAUGUUGGCUAAACACCCCCUCAUGGUGCAGUGGAUGAAUGAUUUGCUGCCUGCCGCUCAACACGGAGCGGUCAAGGGUCGCUCGCUGUUCGGGGCCGUACGGGACCUCGCCAAGCAGUUUCACGAGGAGCAAGGCAUUCUUGUUUCAUUAGACUUGAAGCAAGCAUUCGAUCGGAUGGAUCCCACAUUAGGUCUUGAGCUCAUGAGAUCAGCCGGAUUGCCAGCGUCGAUUACCUCGGCGUUGGCGACCGUGUGGACGAAGCAAUACCGCUGGAUACAGAUUGGCAGGAGCAGUCAAGCUGUGCCGGAGCUUGUGAGCUCCAGUCUGCCGCAAGGGGAUGGGAUGUGCCCGCUGUGUCUCAACGUUGCCAUGCUAGGACCCGUGCUCCACAUGCUCCACACGUUCAAUCCUCGUGACCUGACACUUGCUGUUUUCCUUGACGACCGCAGCUUUGUCGCGCGCACCGCUGAGAUCGUCGCCGAGGGCCGUGCACACUGGCGACGCUGGACCAGAACCAUGGGGUGGGAGGAGAAUGACGCGAAGGUGAAAGUCGUUUGCCGGAGAGAAUGCCAGAUGGCUGAGGUGCGCGCGCAGGGCGUGCAUCCAGGACACAUCGUCGAGCAGGCCACUGUGUUGGGAGUCGAUUUUACUCAAAAGUUGCGCCGGGCACAGCGGGAGCAACUCGAUGAACGUGUCCGCAGUGCUGAGGACAGGGCGCGGCGACUUGCAAUCACUACCCUCGCUUGCCAGGUCAAGCGGUUUCAGCAGUGGUAUCGCAAGGCUUUUUACGUGCAUCGUGUAGGCAGUCCUGAUUUGCAGCUUAUUCUUGACGGACAUGGCUUGCAGUUUAGCUUUGUUGCUAAUGCUCAGUCGCUGUGGGAAUUCUAUAGGUCCAUCGGUCCUAGCUCGACCUGGUCGGGCAAGGAGGGCACGUGGUAUGGACAUGUUCGGCGUUUCCUGGAGGGUUUGGGGUGGCAUUGCCCGUUGCAGGUUCAUCCAUGGGCGUGGCAGCAUGCAGAGUUAGGAUUCCAGGCUGUGCUCGGCGCUCCAGGACAGCUCCGAGGUUUUCAGCAUCAAGUGCGAGAGACUUGGCGCUACCAGCGGUACCAGGCGUUCCUGAACUCGAACCGGCGAGAUGCCAACGUGCUCCAGGCGGUCGGCUACAGCACAGAGCGACUCGGCCUCGUGCACCUGAUGAUCCUCUUCAACGGCGCCUUGGAUGGCCCAUGGAGCGGGUCUGAGGGCCGAGCGCAUCGCAAAACCAAACGCACCUACUUCUUCACCAGCGCUGCAGAUGGCAGCAGGGCUGAGGUAGAGUACACGUUCGGCCACGAGAGGAACGCCGACGGCAAGCUGCGCAUCGGUCUCCACCACUCCUCCGUGGCUUUUAGUCUGCCUCCCAGCUCUCAGCUUUCAGAACAGGAUGUGAAGGUUGCACAGGCAGCAUGGGCCAAUGCCAUCAAGAGCAUCUCCACGACCUACCUGAAUGGGGGAGACUAUGUUGCAGCUGCUGCCGAAGCGGAUGGCGAGCUUUACGGCUAUGGCCACACGGAUGUGCUCUUCAAACCCACCAAGGCAGCCGAUGCACCGUUUCGACCAACUGCUGUAGAGGCCACGUCCUAUUUUGUUGGGCAUGAAGCAGUCGAGAAGGGCUAUGCUGAGGAUGCUGGCUUUGCGAUCAACGGCGGCAAGGGGUGGUCGAAUGUAGUCUUCGAGAACCACCAAAUCGAUGUCACCGGCAAUACUGCCCUUGCCAUGGGCACCUACUUCUUCACCAGCGCUGCAGAUGGGAGCAAGACCAAAGUUGAGUAUGUGGAGUACACGUUCGGCAACAAGAAGAAUGCAGACGGCAAGGUGCGCAUCUUCCUGCACCACUCCUCGGUGCCAUUCAGCGUGACCCCAACCCCCCCGACUGCGGCGAUCACUGAAGCAGAAGUGAAAUGCGUGCAGGCAGCAUGGGCCAGGGUCAUCACGAGUAUCUCCAUGACUUACUUGGAUGGAGGAGACUGCGUUGCCGCUGCCACCGAAGCAGCCGGGGCGCUCUAUGGCUAUGGCCAUUGCAAUGUUCUCUUCAAGCCCACUAAGGCAGCCGAAGCACAGUUUCGACCGACAGCCGCAGAUGCCGUGUCCUACUUUGUUGGGCACAAGGCGGUCAAGAACGGCUAUGCUGAGGAUGCCGGCUUUGCCAUCAACGGUGGAAAAGGAUGGUUUGACGUGGUUUUCGAAAGCCACAAGGUUGACAUCACUGGCGAUGUUGCCGUUGCCAUGGGCACCUGCUUCUUCACCAACGCUGCGGGUGGCAGCAGGGCUAAGGUGGAGUACACGUUCGGCUACGAGAGGAACGCCGACGGCAAGCUCCGCAUCUGUCUCCACGACUCCUCCGUGCCUUUUAGUCUGCCUCCCAGCUCUCAGCUUCCAGAACAGGAUGUGAAGAGUGCACAGGCAGCAUGGGCCAAUGCCAUCAAGAGCAUCUCCACGACCUACCUGAAUGGGGGAGACUAUGUUGCAGCUGCUGCCGAAGCGGAUGGCGAGCUUUACGGCUAUGGCCACACGGAUGUGCUCUUCAAACCCACCAAGGCAGCCGAUGCACCGUUUCGACCAACUGCUGUAGAGGCCACGUCCUAUUUUGUUGGGCAUGAAGCAGUCGAGAAGGGCUAUGCUGAGGAUGCUGGCUUUGCGAUCAACGGCGGCAAGGGGUGGUCGAAUGUAGUCUUCGAGAACCACCAAAUCGAUGUCACCGGCAAUACUGCCCUUGCCAUGGGCACCUACUUCUUCACCAGCGCUGCAGAUGGGAGCAAGACCAAAGUUGAGUAUGUGGAGUACACGUUCGGCAACAAGAAGAAUGCAGACGGCAAGGUGCGCAUCUUCCUGCACCACUCCUCGGUGCCAUUCAGCGUGACCCCAACCCCCCCGACUGCGGCGAUCACUGAAGCAGAAGUGAAAUGCGUGCAGGCAGCAUGGGCCAGGGUCAUCACGAGUAUCUCCAUGACUUACUUGGAUGGAGGAGACUGCGUUGCCGCUGCCACCGAAGCAGCCGGGGCGCUCUAUGGCUAUGGCCAUUGCAAUGUUCUCUUCAAGUCCACUAAAGCAACCGAAGCACCGUUUCGACCGACAGCCGCAGAUGCCGUGUCCUACUUUGUUGGGCACGAAGCGGUCAAGAACGGCUAUGCUGAGGAUGCCGGCUUUGCCAUCAACGGCGGCAAGGAAUGGUCGGACGUGGUCUUCCAGAACCACAAAAAACUGAUGUGA
This is a messenger RNA of Symbiodinium sp. CCMP2592, 9633 nucleotides long. NCBI's taxonomy places the organism in Eukaryota, Dinophyceae, Suessiales, Symbiodiniaceae. The record is from the annotation of a GenBank genome assembly.